Messenger RNA from Linum trigynum, 549 nucleotides. Lineage: Eukaryota; Viridiplantae; Streptophyta; Magnoliopsida; Malpighiales; Linaceae. The record is from the annotation of a GenBank genome assembly.
AUGAAGGAGAAGGCCUUCAUGUGGAUCCUGACGCAUAAAGGCAUUCUCACUUACGAUAAUAUGAUGAAGAGUGGGUGGAAUUUGGCGAUCAUGUGCGUGCUGUGCAGGGCUACUGUUGAAGAUAUUAAUCACCUUUUUGUCCACUGUUCCUUUAGCUGCAGUGUUUGGAAUCUCCUCCUUAUUAUGGUUGAGAUGGGUGGCCUUUUUGAGGACGACGUUGCUUCCAUUUUUAAGGGCUGGCCGGUUGUUAAUCCUAACACUUGGAUAGACUGUUUCAAGAAUGGACUCAUUCAUGCUUUCACUUGGGAGAUUUGGAAAGAAAUGAAUGCUCGUGUGUUUCGAGAGACCUCCAGACCGCUACAGAUCAUUUUUUACAAAACUUGCAGGUCUCUGGCUUAUUGGAUGUCAGCUCAUGGUGUCCUCACUGACCAACAUAAGUGGCUUGCAAGGAUGCAUCAGGUCUGCCCCCUGCAGCAGCUAAGGAGUACUCGCCCCCUGCAGUUGGAAGAUGGGGCUAGUUGGGUUGGGUUGAUUGCGGCAGAGGAUUAG